Papaver somniferum (opium poppy) is the source of this 1296-nucleotide messenger RNA. RefSeq names its product peroxidase 4-like. The record is from RefSeq and is a predicted model, not a curated record. Gene Ontology annotation, molecular function: peroxidase activity; heme binding. NCBI's taxonomy places the organism in Eukaryota, Viridiplantae, Streptophyta, Magnoliopsida, Ranunculales, Papaveraceae. The coding region runs from base 94 to 1059 and encodes 321 amino acids. The transcript has 4 exons. Gene Ontology annotation, biological process: response to oxidative stress; hydrogen peroxide catabolic process.
UCUACAACUCAUUUUCAUCAUCACAACCUAUCACCAAACCUCUCUAUCUAUAUCUAUAUCUAUAUACUAGAGCUUAGUUAAGCACUUCUUCUAAUGGCUUCUUCUUUUCCUUCCAUGCUUGUAGUAAUACUAUCUCUUCUCCUUGUGUUCUUCUCUGGUAGUUCUCGUGCUCAACUAUCCACUACUUACUACUCCAAAACUUGUCCUAAUGUCCUUACUAAAGUGAAAUCUGCCGUUCAGUCUGCAAUAUCAAAAGAAAAGCGAGCUGGCGCUGCUCUCCUUCGCUUACAUUUCCAUGACUGCUUUGUCAAUGGAUGUGAUGGAUCAGUAUUACUUGACGACACUUCGAGUUUCACGGGUGAGAAAAACGCAGUCCCUAACAAGAAUUCCGCCAGAGGAUUUGAUGUGGUCGAUAAUAUUAAAACCGCAGUUGAGAAAGCUUGCCCUGGGGUUGUUUCUUGUGCUGAUAUCUUGGCCAUUGCAGCACGAGAUUCCGUAACCAUUCUUGGAGGUCGUAGUUGGAAUGUAAAACUUGGAAGAAGAGAUACAACAACUGCUAGCCAGUCUGCUGCUAAUAAUGCAAUUCCUCUACCAACUUCAAGCCUUAGUACUAUUAUCUCAGACUUCUCAAAAGUGGGCCUAUCCACUAAAGACAUGAUUGCUCUAUCUGGUGCACAUACGAUUGGGCAAGCAAGGUGUACAAAUUUCCGAGAAAGAAUAUAUAAUGAAACAAAUAUAGAUAGUUCAUUCGCAACAACAAGAAAAAAGAAUUGUCCAAACGCAUCAUCGGGAGACAAUAACCUUGCACCUUUAGAUGUUCAAACACCCAUCACUUUCGACAACAACUAUUUCAAAAAUCUUGUUAACAAGAAAGGUCUUCUUCACUCCGAUCAAGAAUUAUUCAAUGGUGGAUCUACCGAUUCGCAAGUACGUACUUAUAGCAACAACCCUAAUACAUUUAAAGCUGAUUUUGCCGCUGCCAUGAUUAAGAUGGGUGAUAUCAGUCCACUUACCGGUUCUAAUGGAGAGAUUAGAAAGAACUGCAGAAAAGCUAAUUAAAUGACUACUAGAUAUCUCUCAGUCAUUAACCAUUGGGUUUACACAAACUAUUUUGUUUUUUCCUUUCGAGCACCAAUAAUUGUGGGUUGUGUUGGUUAAUAUUGUGGUUUUUAUGAUUAAUUUUCCUCUUAAGAUGUAUGAGUGUUGUGAAAAGCUUGUGCUUGCACUCAAAUUACAGUCAUCUAUAUAAGUAUCAUACAAAAUAAAUUAUAUUUCUAAGUUUUUUCUUUAUCUCAA